Messenger RNA from Botrytis cinerea B05.10, 1589 nucleotides. RefSeq lists its product as hypothetical. The transcript has a single exon. Bases 105 to 1442 code for a protein of 445 amino acids. The record is from RefSeq and is a predicted model, not a curated record. Lineage: Eukaryota; Fungi; Ascomycota; Leotiomycetes; Helotiales; Sclerotiniaceae.
GGAAGUGACGAUAUGGUAUCCCAAAACAAUAAAGUAGCUAUGGAUCCUUUCUCUUCCUCUUCAACCAUCUUUAGUCCUCAAGUAUUCCAAAAGAUAUUGUAAUCAUGCAAAUGGUUACAAGAUGCAUCGUCAGGAAUUUCUCUCUGGCCAUUCUUCUUAUAUUCUCAAUUUGGCUCUAUAUCUUCUUCGUCAGUUCUUAUGAUCCCCAACUUCAUAUUGUCCUGGGGAAAAACUCAAAGCUUCGUUCUUCCAAAGAGAUCGAAGAUGUUUUCAAUUUCCUUCGUCUUGAUUCCGCAGCACUUCGAAAUUUAUGCGAGAAGACGGAAUGGAAUUCUGACAAAGUCAUAUUUACAUGCGAUAAUUCCAUCGGCGGGGUUGGACACAUACGUAACUCGAUACUUAACUGUGUACGAUAUUCCAUAUCUGCGGGCGCUGGUCUAGUCAUCCCUCGAAUUAUUCUUCGAAACCCGAAAGAUAUCUCGCAGAUUCGAACGGGUGAAAGAGUUAGCAUGGCCUACAUGUUUGACUAUUUUCAUUUUGUCGAUUCGCUCAGAUAUUCUUGUCCGCAAAUGAACAUAUACGGAUACAUAGAUGACGUACCGAACUCAAACGAGGGAAGAGGUUCUAUCACACUAUUACCAGAAAGUUUAUACUCUUCUCCGAUUCCGAAAACAGGCUUAGAACACCCGGAAAAUUGGAGAGAAUUGUUUGAGGGGUGGUUGGAUGGAUAUUAUUAUUUUGCAACGAAUGGGACGAUGAAUAUGCCAGUAACGGUUGAGCUUGGGAGAUCGUAUUUGCAAUAUCCCAUAUAUUCUGACGGGGAGGAAUUCGCACUUUCUUUUGGUGGGAUAUUGAGAUUCAGCGAAAAUUUGAGGGUUCUUGCUACUACUGUUUUGCAGAAUAUGCUAUCAACAUACAAUAUGUCUAGGGAUCUUUCGCAGCCGUUUCUUCCUGAUACAUUUUUCGGUGCACAUCUCAGGACGGAGAUAGAUGCUAUGAAAAAUUGGUCAGCUGAGGAUUGGUUUUAUCAACGUUACGAAGCCCAAUCGAUACAAUACCUGAAGAAAUUAGCCUCCACAAACCUCACCUUAGUUUAUGUAGCAUCAGGCAACAAAAGCGAAACUGCCCGGCUUGCGCGAGACGCAGCUGCAUACAAUGUUACCACAAAAUGGAUGCUACUCGAUGCUAAGGAUAGGGAAUCAUUGAGCAGAUUAUCAUGGGAUCAACAAGCGAUAGUAGAUUUUCUUGUUAUGACGAAAAGUUCGAGAUUCGUGGGAAUAGGUCAUUCGAGUUUCACAUGGAAUAUCGCGUUACAAAGACAUCAAUUUUUGGAGAACAAUGGAGACUACUUGGAUGGAUCGGAGUUAUUGAGCGAUGCGUUGAGUACGGUGUUUGGGGAGACGGGUGGACAUCCGGAGUAUGCAGCUUGUUUGUGGCCUUGAUUAUAGGGGCAUCGUUUAGGAGUUCUGAAAAGAAAUGUGUACCUGCCUGGUGUUAAGUUUGUGAUGAAUGGAUAAAUGUUCAUUUUUGUUACCUGACUGGAAGUAGACAUAUAUGUAGCGUUAAACAAUUACUGAAGCGAACCUUGA